AUGAAUGUUAAAAACGAGACUAACAUGCAACAAAAUAUACAAUUUCUUCCUGACAUUAUGUUAUCACCAUUAUCAUUAUCCGAAGAUUUAUUUCCACCAUUGGUCGCUCCAAAGCCUCAAAAAAUUUCCCCAAUAGUAUCAAAAGACAUUGCUGGUAAUGCAUCUCCUACAUAUGGAAAUCAUAUAACUUCUCAAAAUGCACAGCAGGCAUUUUCACCUAUUCAUGAUUAUCCAAUAAAAUACAAUCAGCAAAAUCGCUAUUUUUACGAAAACUAUUCUAAUAAUAGUAGCCAAACUUCUUUAGGAACUCCUACACCAGGACAAUAUAUCCAUGGGCAACAAUCUCCUGAGUUUAUUAUUGGAUCAGACGGUAAUCCAACACCACCAUCCCUGUUGAAAACAGGGCACUUAUAUGGAAAUCGUACUUCUACACCUGAACUUCGCCUUUCUAUGAGUAGUACUGGUUCAAGAUCACCUGUUAUAAGGUUAUUAAUAGAUGAAAAAAAAGAAAAACGUCGAUCAAUGACCUCAUUAACAUUAAAAAAUGAUGAAACUGCUCUUCAGAAAUACGCCGAAGCUGCCAAAAAACUUAAUGAUCCCAACAUACAAAUAGAUUAUGCAAAAUUUCUUAUUAAUAUGGAGGAGAACCAUACAAAGUCCAAUGAAACUAAUGGCUCAGAAUCUGUUGAAGAAGACCCUACAACCAAUAAAUUUCGUGAAGAAAUUAAAUAUUGGAUUAAUUUACUUGUUAAAAACAAUCAUCCCGAAGCUUUGUAUAUUAAAGGCACUUGGUACGAACAUGGAAAGUAUGGUAAGAAAGUUAAGCCAGAUAAAGCCUACAAGUUAUAUUUAUCAUCAACAAAGUGUGAUUUUUCAAAGGCAGCAUACAAAGUUGCUCAACACUGUGAAAGAAAUCGAGAUGUCAAAAGAGCAAUUCAAUUUUACAAAAAAAGCGCAGCACAAGGAAAUUCCUUUAAUGAAUAUGAUUUAAAAUGUCUAGUAUGA
Molecule: messenger RNA, 1005 nt
Organism: Entrophospora sp. SA101
Lineage: Eukaryota; Fungi; Glomeromycota; Glomeromycetes; Entrophosporales; Entrophosporaceae
Source: the annotation of a GenBank genome assembly